AUGGAGAUGUCCCUCUGGGUUAAGCAGGGCUGCAUCCUCUUGCCUACCCCCGUCAGUCUCAUGGACGCCUACCGCGAUGUGUGUCGCCUGCCGGACGAUGGCGGAUGCACUUCCGUUCACAGACUUCUCUUCGUCGACGACGACUACGUCCCCAACGCCACCUCUGAAGGAGACAUGCAAAGGAGCAUGGACCUCUUCACUGCCGCCUAUGACAACUUCGGUCUGAUUAUCAACACGGAGAAUACGGUGGUCAUGCAUCAAGCGCCACCCGACGCUGCCUACAAUGCAUUCGGUUUCCACGUGAUCGGCGACCAACUGCAAGCCGUGGACAACUUCUCCUAUCUGGUCAGCACCCUCUCUCGCACCACCAAGAUCGAAGAUGAAGUGGCCCUUCGUAUUCCCCAAGGCAGCUAA
Spirometra erinaceieuropaei is the source of this 414-nucleotide messenger RNA. The record is from the annotation of a GenBank genome assembly. Lineage: Eukaryota; Metazoa; Platyhelminthes; Cestoda; Diphyllobothriidea; Diphyllobothriidae.